AUGAAUGAACAUAAUAUUCCAAUCGAUGUCGAUCAAUGCUUCAAAUAUGAUAAUAUCCAAGCAUUAUUUAUGCAUUAUGAACAAGCACAAGAUAUCAAAAAAUUCAUUGUUAAAUCAAGUUAUUAUCUCUCUUGUGUUUGGGAACCAAUUUUUUCUGCAUUGUCUGAUAUUUUUGAUGAAAAAUACAGAGGACAUCUUAACAGUGCCAAAAAUUUUGCAACUUAUGAACGUGAUGGAUUUUAUGAUGGAGAUCUCAACAUCGAUGAUUAUUAA
This is a messenger RNA of Trichomonas vaginalis G3, 273 nucleotides long. Its product is annotated as protein ubiquitination. The transcript has a single exon. Bases 1 to 273 code for a protein of 90 amino acids. The record is from RefSeq and is a predicted model, not a curated record. NCBI's taxonomy places the organism in Eukaryota, Parabasalia, Trichomonadida, Trichomonadidae.